Messenger RNA from Leishmania braziliensis MHOM/BR/75/M2904, 705 nucleotides. Its product is annotated as putative adenylate kinase. Bases 1 to 705 code for a protein of 234 amino acids. The transcript has a single exon. NCBI's taxonomy places the organism in Eukaryota, Euglenozoa, Kinetoplastea, Trypanosomatida, Trypanosomatidae. The record is from RefSeq and is a predicted model, not a curated record. Gene Ontology annotation, molecular function: AMP kinase activity; ATP binding. Gene Ontology annotation, cellular component: cytoplasm. Gene Ontology annotation, biological process: nucleobase-containing compound metabolic process.
AUGCCGAGCAAGUUCCUGCGGCUGCUCUUCGCCGGUGCGCCGGGUGUGGGGAAGGGGACUUACUCCAGUCGCGCAGCCGCGUCGCUUGGCUGCCACGUUGUCUCCAGCGGGGACCUUCUGAGGAAGGAGGUGGCUGAGGGCACGGCGAUUGGCAAGCAGGUGAAGGACUUGAUUGAAAAGGGCGUCUUUGUUCCUGAUGAGCUCAUCGCAAAGAUGAUGGUGCAGCACAUCGCCUCGCUGUCAGCUGACAAGGAGUGCCCAAGUGGGUACAUCUUGGACGGGUACCCGCGCAACAUCUCGCAGGCAGAAGCGCUGUGGUCGUCUGGGGACAUCAAGAUCGACCACGUUAUCAAUCUCACUCAGCCCCGCAACGUGAUCAUCAAGAAGCUCUCGUCACGCCGCUCUUGCCCAGACUGCGGGUUUGUGUACAACCUCGCCUCUAUCGACGAGGGAGGGAUUAAGAUGGACCCCCUCAAACCCAAGGUGGAUGGCGUGUGCGACAAGUGCGGCUGCACGAAGCCCCUCAUCACUCGCAAAGACGAUGAAAUCGAGGUUGUGACGAAGCGUCAGGACGAGUACAGCGCCGUGGCGAUGCCGCUCCUGCGCUUUUACAAGGAGAAGGGUGUCUUACACGAGUUCCCGGUACUGGGUGGUACAACGGUGUACUUGCCGAUGCUGCUCGAGCUCAUCUCUGCGUUGGGCUAG